Molecule: messenger RNA, 6131 nt
Organism: Galeopterus variegatus (Sunda flying lemur)
Lineage: Eukaryota; Metazoa; Chordata; Mammalia; Dermoptera; Cynocephalidae
Gene: ZNF793
Product: zinc finger protein 793
Exons: 7
Coding region: 952-2211 (419 amino acids)
Biological process (GO): regulation of transcription by RNA polymerase II
Molecular function (GO): DNA-binding transcription factor activity; RNA polymerase II cis-regulatory region sequence-specific DNA binding
Source: RefSeq, a predicted model, not a curated record
UUGUGAUUGGGAUCUGUGUGAUUCAGUGGCUAUCAAAUUGGGUCGAUGAGCUUUGUAGUCACUGACCAGUGGUCUUUUAUGGUCAAAUUUGGACAUAUGGCGAUAUCAAUGAGUAUGAGAACCUCUGGGGGUUGAAGAUUGGGGGCCUGUGAUUAGGGACAGUAUGUAUGUCUAUGAUUAGGAAGCUUAUUGGAUUGGUUGAGGAGGCUCGUGAAAUUCAGAGGUCAGGGACAAGAGAGUCAAGGAUUUGAGGCUGCAGCCCUGCAUAAUGGGAACACACUUCACCUAUGUGACACUCCACAGCUAACUAGCAGCCAGUUCUAUCCAGUACCUCUCAGCCAAGGCCCACCUCAAAAUUCUUUUAAAAUUCCCGGUUUAUUGUUCCCCACAAUAAUGAAAAUGCUUUGAAAGGAUCAAGUGCUAAGUUUAUCUAAGGUAACAUGUUAUUAAAGACGUGGCUUCUAUUGCUCUUGUCAGGGAUCUAAUGCAUAUUUCUCCUAAUGUUUCCAUUAAGGUUCUUUCAGGGAAAGGUAAUGACAUGCCCGUCUAUGACAGCAUCUCAAGAGUGAGCCUGGCUUCUUGUAAUUCAUUCUGACUCCUUGGCAUCUAGAAAGGAUGUGAUCUUGCCUGUGGUUCAGAAAACAAAGCGUUUAUUGAUUCCAUAGGUGCCUUGCAGACCUUUGGAUCCUGCUACCUUGCUCCUGCCAGCCCUCAGAGCCACAGAACCUUGGUCCCAUCUACAGAAGGCCCUGCCAGGGGUUGCAGCUGAGGGUCUCAGCUCUUUUUUCAUGAACAGCAGAAAAUGAUCCAGUACCAGUUACAGCAAAAGGAUACAGAUUAAAAUCAGCCAAGCAAAGAGACACAUGAAGCAGAGUCCAGGAGAGUCCACACACAGAACUUCCAGUUGUCCUCUCCUAGUUGAGUUCCAGACAGUGUUCAGUUCUCCCAGCAAUGAUGUGUGACAAUACACACAGAGUAUUGCCAACAAGGGAAGCUCAGCUUCAGCAGAGACCUGUGUCAUUCAAAGAUGUGGUUGUGGGCUUUACCCAAGAGGAGUGGCACCGGCUGAAUCCUGUUCAGAGGGCCCUGUACCGUGAUGUGAUGCUGGAGACCUACAGCAACCUUGUCUCAGUGGGUUAUGAAGGCACCAAACCAGAUGUGAUACUCAGGCUGGAGCAGGAAGAAGCUCCGUGGAUUUGUGAGGUGGCUUGCCCAGGCUGCCACUGUCGGGAAAACAUCUGGCAAGUUAAUGUCCAGAGUAAAAGACAGCAAGACAUGCUUUUGACGCAAGGUACAUCCCUCAGCAAGAAAACAUUGCCCAAGGAAAAAAGCCAUGAACACAAGUUUGGGAAAAUAUCACUUCUGAGCACUGAUAUUUUUCCUUCAAUUCAAAAUCCCAGUAACUGGGACUCUGGUGGAAAGAGUUUGAACCCUAAUUUAGACUUGACUGGUUUUAAGAGAAACUGUGCAAAAAAGCAAAAUGAGUGUUAUGGUUAUGGGAAAUUGUUACAGCAUACAAACCAUGAUAGAAGACCUAAUGGAGGAAAACCUUGGGGUUGCAGUCACUGUGAAAAAACUUUCAGCCAUAACCCAGCACUUAUGUAUAAACCAGCGGUACCCAGUUCUCUUGUGUACAAACGGAAGAGGGUUCCACCUACAGAGAAACCCCACAUCUGUAGUGAAUGUGGGAAAGCCUUCUGCUACAAGUCUGAAUUCAUUAGGCAUCAGAGAAGUCACACUGGGGAGAAGCCUUAUGGAUGCACUGACUGUGGGAAAGCCUUUUCACAUAAGUCAACCCUCAUUAAACACCAGAGAAUUCACACUGGGGUAAGACCCUUUGAAUGUUUUUUUUGUGGGAAAGCCUUCACCCAGAAGUCACACCGCACAGAACAUCAGAGAACACAUACAGGAGAGAGACCCUUUGUGUGCAGUGAAUGUGGGAAGUCAUUUGGCGAGAAGUCAUACCUCAAUGUACAUCGAAAAAUGCACACAGGAGAAAGACCCUAUCGUUGCAGAGAAUGUGGAAAAUCCUUCAGCCAGAAAUCAUGCCUCAAUAAACACUGGAGAACUCAUACAGGAGAAAAACCCUAUGGAUGCAAUGAAUGUGGCAAAGCUUUCUACCAGAAGCCAAACCUCAGUAGACACCAGAAAAUUCAUGCUAGGAAGAAUGCCUACAGGAAUGAAAAUCUAAUAAUUGUAGAAAAGCCUUGAGCAAGAUACCCAGUUUUCAUUGUGUAUAGGGGAAUUCAACCUUAGGAGAAAUCUUAUCUAUUUAAUGAAUUUGGACAAAGUGUUUGCUCCAAUGGUGAUGCAAACUUUUUAAAGAAAAGAUUAUAGAAGAUAUAAGACAUAAACAUGGUCACUCUGUCAUAUGGUUAAAAUGUAUUAAAAGAAUGACAACAUAAUACGAAAUAUAUGUGAAGAGACUUAAAGGUAUACUAUGACACUUUGUUCUUCCACAGUGAGCCACAUAAUAAGCACUUUUUUAUUUUGGAGUUAUAAAUAUGAAUUUAACAGAAAUUGUGAAUAUCAAACAGUAUAUAGAAUGCCAUUCACCAGACUUUUCCACUCUAAAUAUUACCAUUGUCUUUUGAUGUUUUAACAAUACAAAAAAUAUUAAUAUAACAGCAACAUAGCCAAAUAUUUUAAAGAGAACUUACAUUUUAAAGAGAACUUAUACAUAUUAUUCCAGCUACACUUAUUUAAUCCACCUUUUUGGAAUGAAUGUAAAUGGCUAUAGCAGUUGUCAUUGAGCCCUUUUCUGACUAAUAAAGCAAUGUCUUUUGAUAAGCCAGCAAAAAACUUUACUAAAAACAUUUAUGUUGAAAAUGCAAAGCUAAGGAUAUUGGGUAAACAAACACUGUAAACUUAAUUACUCAGCACACUCACUAUUUGACAAAAAUUCAUGUCACCCUCUUAUAUUGUACACUAUUCAUAUUUUCUUAGUAUUGCUUAAAAUGUCUUGCAGCAAAUUAGAGGAAGAAGCACUCUUUUUAUGGAUCUUACAAUUUAGAAAUGUUUCAUACAGAGACCAGUGAAAGAGAGUUUCUUUUUUCUUUUCUUUCUUUUUUUUUUUUCAAAUUAAUUCAGCAAUAUUAAUUUUUCUUCCUUACAAAUUUUCUUGUGAUUUUCCUGGACACUAGAUCUCAAGUUUAUUAUCAUUCCAAUAUUUGAAAAAAGUCUGCUUCCCUGAGUUGCCGUGUCAUCCACAUCUUAAGAAAAAGAAAGGCCACUUGGAAUCUACAUUUUCCAAGAUCUGUCUCCCUAUAAGAUUGCCUAGUUCAGGAUAAGAAAGGUGACAUAACCACAGAUAUAGAUAUGAUUAAAAGAAUGAUAAAAAGAUAUCUCAUACAACUCUAGAUCAACAUAUUUUUAAAACAGAGGAAAUGGAUGCUUUUCUGGCAAACUGUACAUUAUGAAAAUUGAAAUAAGAAGUAGAAAACUUGGUAGAACAAUUACUAUUGGAGAAUUUGGGAAAGUGAUUAAAGAUCUAUAAUUGAAAAAUGCUCCAGGCCCAUACAGUUUCAUGAUUAGUUCUGUCUAUUGACUCUUUUAAAGUAUGUUAUUUAUAAUAUUUCAAUCAAUAGACUAUACUCCCCAAUUUAUGAAGUCAGAAUAAGUUGAACAUGAAAAUCAAAUAAAGAUAGCCACAAAAAGGAAAACUUCAGGACAGUUUUACUCAUGAAUAUAAAACAGAAAUCAUAAAAUAGCAAGUAAAAUUGAGCAAUAUCCCUAGAGAAUGACAUACAGUGCUGAUCAAGUAAGAGUUAUCCCAGGAAUGCAGACAAUUCAGUAAUAGGAAAUGUAUCAAUAAAAUUAACAGCUUAACGGAGAAGAGUCAUGAACUAUCAAUAGAUGCUGACAAGGUACUUAAUAGAAUUUGCAGAAUUUCUAUUCUAAUAAAAUAUAAAUUAAAUUGUAAUAGAUGGUAACCACUUAAUGAGUUUCUUUACCAAACCCAUAGCUUAUAUUAUGCUGAAGCCAUUUUUUUUUUUAAAUCAGGAAUUUAAUAUUGUCUUGGAGGCUCUAGUGAAGGAAAUAAAAAAGAAAAAUAAUUGAUAUAAACAAUGGAAAAGAAAAGGUAAAACGAUCCUUUUUUUUGCUGAUAAUAUGAUUAUAUGCCAAUAAAUGAAAAGAUUAAUAAUUUUUUUUAAGUUGAGAUAAUUUUCUAAGAAGGCAGGAUACAGAAAUCAAGAGCUGUCUCUGUACUGAUAAUAAGCACCUAACAAUUUAUAUGCACUUUUUGGGGGAAUUACAAUAAAUCUCAAUAUUUCAUAUGGAAAAAUGAAUGCCUGAGACCUGAGAAUGUAGACAAAAGUAUAAAAAAAAAUGUCAUAUCAGAUACCAGAAUAUAACAUGAAAUCAUUCUAAUGAAAUUAACAUAGUAUUGGUAAAGGAAUGGAUAAAUACAUCAAUGGAACAGAAUAGAAAAUUCAGAAAUAAGCCUCUGUGUAUAUGAGCUUUUUCAUUUAUGGAAAAGGUGGACUCUCAAACCAUAGGGGAAAAGAGUAUUUUAUUUUAAAAGAAUUCUUGCACAAUUGGCUUUUAAUCUGGAAGAAAGUAAAGUUGGACCAACAGAACAAAUCUAUCUGAAAAUAAAUUCCAGGUGGAUUUAAGACUUAACUUUUAAAAAUAACAAAAUUCUUAAAAUCAAAGGAAACUAUAUGUACAAUUUAGGAGCUAGAAGAGAUUAACUUCACUAACACAGGACACUCAAAAGCCAUUAAAAACAAAAUAUUUGACUACUAUAACGUACAUCUUUUGAAUGGCAAAAGAUGCCAUCAACAAAGUGAAUAGUUAUUUGCAGAGCUGAUCAGAGAGCAAAUACUCUUGAAAUCAGCAGGAGAAAAGAUAACCCAAUAGCAGAACAUGGCAAAUAAUCUGAAUAGACAGUUGUGAGAAGAGCAAACCUAAGAGACUGAUGGACCUAUCAAAAAAUGUUUACCAUAAGUAGUUGGGAAGGCAGAUUAAAUUUAUAAUGAGAUAACACUAUUCAAGAGUGCUUUUUGCUGUUAGAACAAAGGAUGUUCUUAUACAUUGUUGGUGAAAACAUAAAUUUUGGAAAGCAAUUCAAAUUGCUUUUUUGAAAAGCAAUCUGUUAGCUCGGUUGGGUAGAGCACGGUGUUAUAACACCAAGGUGAAGGGUUUGGAUCCCCACACCAGCAGGCUGCCGAAAACAAAAAUUAAAAAAAAAAAAAAAGGCUAUGUGGUAAUAUCUAUUAAAACUUAAAAUAUCUGUGCAAGUUUGGAGAAUCUUCUGCUUAGAAGUAAAAGCCCAGAUACAUAAAGGACAGAUGAACAUGGACAUUUAUUGUAAAAUUGUUCCCAAUGGAAAAAAAAACCAAAAACACUAGAAUCAGAGUAAAUGCCCAUCACUAGAGAAGUUGGGGGAAGGAAAGAAGUAUAAUAUAUCUAUUCCACUGAAUGUUUAUAUAGCCAUUAAGGUAGACAAAUUAAAGAUAUGCUAGUGGACUUGAAUGGAAUUCCACAAUGUUUUCUUCAGUGAAAAAAACAAGAUAGAUAUUAAGUGUGUAAAAUAUCACCCCAUUUUUGUAAAACUAACAAAAUGUCUGCAGGUAUUUGAAUGAUAAACAUGUAUUCAUAUAUGUUUAUAUACAAUUUUAUAUGCAUAGAAAAAAGUAUAGGAGAGUAUGCAUUGAGUUGGGGGGAAAUGGGUGAUGCAGGUAGAUUACGGAGGAGUCAGAGGGAGAGGGAAAAGGAAAGCCAAAAAGAAAAAUAUGUAAGUGACUGAACCAAGUAUGAUAUCUCAAAUGUGUGAGUAAGUAAAGAAAUUUGGGUGGAGGCAGGGGAAAGCUAGAAUUCUACUAAUUUGUGGGGAUGUUUGUGGUGUAUUGUUAAGUGAAAAGGGCAAAUUGCAUAAUAAUGUACAUGAUUCUAUUUUUAAAAAAAAUUAAAACCCCUAUUAUGUAUAUAUGCACGCGUGUGUUUAUAUGAACAAAGAGAAAAUUGUGGAAGGAUAUACAACAAGGUGUUAACAUUGGUUACCUUGAUGGAGAAGAAUAUAAGUGGUUGUUUAAUUUAUAUAUCUUUGUAUUGUUUUACGUAACAACAUAUAUUGAUUUUGUAAUUUGACAAACAUAAAAUAAAGGGGGAAAACAUUUCAAAAUGCA